AUGGAGCAAAGUUCAGGCUUGACUUUGGACAGCUUCUUGAUGAACCAUCCGGGGUUGGGUGUCAACCUAUCACCACUUCGGUUAAGUAGUCCAGUUGUCAUCCCCCAGAAACGCCCCGGAAACAAAGAACGUGGUUUCGUAGAGGCAUACGCACCCGAUCUUGAGGCAUUUGGUAUCGAUCAAGAAACAUUCAUCGCCUUCAUACGGGCUAUCAACAAAGCCGUACAAGCGUCCAAAUGGCUCUAUGCUAUUCAGGUGGCUGCCAUGGGCACCGGGUUCAUUCCCAAUCACAUCGCCCUGGGCGUUUCCGCUGCCGUGCAGAUCGUCGCUGGGAUUGUCGCCAAGACGGAGACUCGAUGGAAAACGAACUCUUUUAUGGAUCGAGCGAACGUCAAUUUCUUCCAGCCCCGGGGACUGUAUUGCCUCCUCAUGUCCUACAGUCCGAUCUCCACCAUCAAUAAAGAAAGGGUCGAUCCAGCGCAAGCUAUGUUGACACGUGAGUCGACGGCCGUAACCUCAUCCAAAGCCAAAAGAAACCUGAGGAAUCCUUUGGCUGGCGUCUCCCAUGGCCAAGAGGAUCUACCCGACUCCGUUGCGACUCUAAUCUAUCCAACUAUCGAAAGAACCACUCCGAGCACUGACAAGAAGAAAACGGUGUUUUCCAAGCUGAACGAGUACUUUGAUCAACGCGCUCAGGCACGCUACGCAUCUGAAAGUAAUGGAGAUGUACUCUCCUCGGUUCCACAAAAGCCCUUCUCAAACCGCUAUCUGGACCCAAACCAUCCUGCCUCUAACGGUGGCUUACUUGGCCUCUUAUCUGGGGGUAAGCUGACACCAGAUGUCGAAAAGCAAAAAGAAAGUAUGCGCUCUGCCAUGGCCAACCAAGAGCAGCUUAUCCGAGAUCAACAAUCUUCUCAGAUGGAAAACCUCAUCUCUGUACUACAAGGCAUGGAUCUCACUGCUAAAGAAAAGCAAGCCUACAUCCAGCAAUAUGAAAACGCAUACGAACUACAACUGCAACAGUUUCAGCACCAGUCUGAGCUGUUAGAUAACGGACAGCGUCGCAUUAGUCGCAACAUUCUCUAUUUGAUGAUUGUUAAUCUACCAACGCCUGAAGAGAUAGAAGUCGCUCGAAAGGGCAGAUCUGCCACAGAUCUUGGACAAAGCAGCAAUGGCGUGGCAAUUGCAAGUGUGGAUGUAGAGUAG
Fusarium mangiferae is the source of this 1206-nucleotide messenger RNA. RefSeq lists its product as uncharacterized. NCBI's taxonomy places the organism in Eukaryota, Fungi, Ascomycota, Sordariomycetes, Hypocreales, Nectriaceae. The record is from RefSeq and is a predicted model, not a curated record. The transcript is spliced from 4 exons. Bases 1 to 1206 code for a protein of 401 amino acids.